Molecule: messenger RNA, 2542 nt
Organism: Bombyx mandarina (wild silkworm)
Lineage: Eukaryota; Metazoa; Arthropoda; Insecta; Lepidoptera; Bombycidae
Gene: Mo25
Product: calcium binding protein Mo25
Biological process (GO): intracellular signal transduction
Molecular function (GO): protein serine/threonine kinase activator activity
Source: RefSeq, a predicted model, not a curated record
UUUUGAGACGCAGAUUAAAUGUAAUUUCGAUGUUGAGGUGACAAUAUUAAAUGUAUCGAUUUUUUAAGUAUGGUAAUAGUUGUAUUGACAUCACAGCUGUUCCAUUCGUGUGAAUUGUCGUGAUAUUGAAAAUUACAAUAAUUUAUCCAAAACCAGGUUGGCAGUCGCUUUUAAUUUGUCAAAUUUCGCUUCCCUAACAUUCUCGUGGAAAUCGAAGUACAAUCUUAUGUAGACAUAAUUACUUAUAUCACCUGCCCAAGUCGCCUUAAUACUAUGCCUCUCUUUGGUAAGUCUCAGAAAAGCCCUGCGGAGCUUGUUAGAUCGUUAAAAGAUGCCGUGACGGCUUUAGAGAGGGGUGAUAAGAAAGCUGAAAAAGCUCAAGAAGACGUGAGCAAGAAUUUGGUACUGAUUAAAAAUAUGCUUUAUGGUACAUCUGAUGCAGAACCACAAACAGAUAUCAUUGUUGCACAAUUAGCACAGGAAAUGUAUAACACUAACUUGCUACUGCUUUUGAUACAGAAUUUAAACCGAAUAGAUUUUGAAGGAAAAAAAGAUGUGGCCCAAGUUUUCAACAAUGUCCUUAGACGUCAAAUUGGAACACGAUCUCCAACAGUAGAGUACAUUUGUACCAAGCCUGAAAUAUUAUUUACACUGAUGUCAGGGUAUGAACAUCAAGAGAUAGCUUCCAACUGUGGCACGAUGCUGCGAGAAUGUGCUAGAUAUGAGGCUUUGGCUAAAAUAAUGUUGUAUUCAGAUGAUUUUUAUAAUUUCUUCCGUUAUGUAGAAGUUUCCACUUUUGAUAUUGCCUCAGAUGCCUUUUCUACUUUUAAGGAAUUGCUAACAAGACAUAAAAUUUUGUGCGCCGAAUUCUUAGAAGCCAACUAUGAUAAAGUAUUCAGUCAUUAUCAACGACUUUUGAAUUCUGAAAACUAUGUAACUCGAAGGCAAAGCUUAAAGCUGCUUGGUGAAUUAUUGCUCGAUCGUCACAACUUCUCCAUUAUGACACGUUACAUCACUAAUCCAGACAAUUUAAAACUCAUGAUGAACAUGUUGAAAGAGAAAUCACGUAAUAUACAGUUUGAGGCCUUUCAUGUGUUCAAGGUAUUUGUAGCAAAUCCCAACAAACCAAAACCAAUUUUGGAUAUUUUGUUGAGAAAUCAAGACAAGUUGGUAGACUUCCUCACCAAGUUCCACACGGACCGUUCAGAAGACGAACAAUUUAAUGAUGAAAAGGCUUAUCUUAUAAAGCAAAUCAAAGAGCUUAAACCGUCAGAACACUAACAUUUAUUGCAUUUCAUAAAAUUGCCACUUCCUCCUCGAAAAGAAGUUAGAUUAUAGAUGCUAUUAUAUUUAAAUGCUUCUAAGUCACCAAAGGGUGUUCUGCGGCGCAAAACACAGAGGUUCCAUACAUUUUUAAAUCUUAUUUUUACAUUUGGUCUGUGAUGAGUCAAGGAAAGUAUGUAUGUGCUACGAGCAAAGUAACAUUUUAAAAAGCAAUUUAGCAAUUAGUCUUACUUAUGGUUUGACUUAUAUUUUUUGUAAGUUGUCAAAACCAUUUUAGCUUACUGACAUGUAGUGACAUUAUCCUCAGUCACAUACAUUAAAUUCAUUCACGUGUAUGUGCCUAUAAAUUCAGAUAUACUUAUUACUAUUAAACUUGAUUUUUUAAAGUUAGAAAAAGAAAACAGGUACCGAAGAUCUAAGGAGUUUUGUAUAUAAUUGACUUUUAAUUCGAAUGUUUUUAAAAAUUUUAUUCCAUUAUCAAAAGUAUAUUGUUGAAGAUAAAGUUAUGUAUGUAUAAAAUGUUUGGUUUCAGACAAUGGUAUUAAAAAUUGUUUUUUAUGCAAUUGGAAAAAUUCUAUCCAUUAGUGCUUAUUAGUGAUUGCAAAAUUACACCUUUUUUUUUUCAUUGAACAUCAAUUAUUAGUGAUGUACAAUUUUUCAUAAAUGCUAGAUCAAUUAUUUGUAUAAUGAUUUCUAUUUUGUGAGCAUUACUUUAGAACGGAAUAAAUAAAUAUUUAUAUCAUUUUAAAAGUUAUUUUAUUAAAAUAUUAUUUAUGUCGCAUUAUAAAUGCUAAAAAUAUAACUGUUUGCGACAUGUGUGGUUCGAUUAAUAAUUACUGGUAAAUCUUACGCAAGUUGUUUAAAAAUAAUGUUAUCAUUUCUUUAUCUUUGUUGUGGUAUUUAACCGUGAUCAUAUCAUAGAAUUAGGCAAUUUAUAACACAUUUGAUGUUUUCAUUCUGAACGCGGGUAGGUACAAUAAUAGUCGAAAAUAGAUAUGUGUUGAAUAUUGGACUGCGUAUGGUAAUAAAAUUGCAACAAUGCCAAUUUGUACAAUAUAUAAAUAAAUAAUAGAGUAAAAUUCACACAUGCUCAUCUGGCCUCAAAGCAUUAUUCCGUGGACUAUGAGGAACCGGAGACUAAUUCAUACAUAUUACUUUUAAAAUAAUUUUAGGAUAUAAAUUUUCUAGAGAAGUUUACAUUAGGUAGCGACUUGCUGUGCCCUUGACAUUGCUGAUUUCAGGUUCGUAUGCUCGUUUG